Anopheles stephensi (Asian malaria mosquito) is the source of this 2065-nucleotide messenger RNA. RefSeq names its product serine protease inhibitor 88Ea-like. The transcript is spliced from 4 exons. Lineage: Eukaryota; Metazoa; Arthropoda; Insecta; Diptera; Culicidae. The record is from RefSeq and is a predicted model, not a curated record. Gene Ontology annotation, molecular function: serine-type endopeptidase inhibitor activity. The coding region runs from base 444 to 1769 and encodes 441 amino acids.
CUGUUUAAUGUUCGUAAAGAUUUAAGAACCGAAAACGAUAGGCUGUUUAAGGGCUAGCGAUUUACUUUGUCCGCAACUGUAAGCCCGACUGCGACUGUGGGAAGUAGCGACUUAUGUGGUAGUGCAUGUGGGCCGGUUCCGAGCACACCAAAGUCAUAAGCGCGUUGAUGCUAGCGCUCGCUAUUCAGUGUCGCUGCAAACAUAUACCGCGUCGGACGUACCGGUGGUGGCGAGCUGUACUCCUUCUGCUAUUAAGCAAAACCGAACCUUCGAUACGGAGUCGAGCUCAAUACGAUUGUUGGGGUGUCGAACGGAUUCAGUUUGUUACGGAAAGUUUAUGUGUGUGUGUGUGUGAGUGUUACUAGCGAGUAAACACAGUCCAAUAGUAACUAGUGUUUAUUAUACCUGAUCAGUGCCGAAGAAGCACGCAUUACAUCGCAAAAAUGUCCAGCACUCUGGGGAAAGCUGGCCGCAUGCUAUUGCUGCUGCUGGGGCUUAUCACACUGCUCAGCUUGCAUCCCGCCAACGGGCAAUGUUCGCCGGGUGACGAAAAGAAGGCGUCGGACAAAGUCGACCCAGACCAGUCCCGGUCCCGACUGUACAAGGGCGAAUCGAUCUUCACCCUGCAGCUGCUUGAUGCCAUCAAUACGGCAACGCCAAACGAAAACAUCUUCUUCUCACCGUACAGCCUGUACAAUGUCUUGCUGAUGAUGUACUUCGGUGCACGAGACACCACCGAGAAGCUACUGCGCACCGGGCUCAAUCUGCAGUGGUCCGACAGCAAGACGACCGUGCAGGAAGCGUACGAUACAUCCCGGAAGUCGUUGCAGGGUCGCUUCAACGAAGCAAACGCCGUUGGGUUUAGUUCGGUCGAUAAACUGUUCUUCGGACGCCAGAUCCCCGUCUCGACCUGCAUGCAGCAAAAGUUUGCCGAUACGAUCGAACUGCUUGACUACGACACGCAGCCCGAGGAGCAGCGUGUGUACAUCAAUCGCUGGGUAGAGAAUGCUACCCGGGGCCAGAUUAAGGACCUGCUGGUACCAGGCUCGAUUACGCGCAACACGAAGCUAGCGAUCGCGAACGCGGCCUACUUUAAGGGCACGUGGCAGACAAAGUUUAAGGCCGGCGAAACGAAGAAGGAAAUCUUUUACAUCUCGGCCGACCGCCAGCUGUUUGUCGACAUGAUGCACGUGGAGGGAACGUUCAGCCAUGCUGCCAACGAAAAGCUGGGCUGCCACAUACUGGAGCUCCCGUACAGUGCCGGUGGCGAGGACGACGACAGCCACCGAGGCGACAAUCCGAAUCAGGUCUCGAUGUUCGUGUUUCUGCCACCGGCCGAACCGAACGCACUGACGAAGCUGCUGGCCCGCCUGGCAGCCGACACCAACAUCCUGCACGAGGUGGUGAACGAUGGCAUCGCGCGCAAGGUGGACGUCAAGCUGCCCAAGUUCAGCAUCGAGAAGACGGUCGAGAUGAAGCCGGUGCUGGAGCGGUUGGGUAUGGGUAGCCUGUUCGAGAACACGGCCAACUUUGACGGUUUCACCGAUGGGCGCGAUCCGAUCGGGUUCGACGAGGUACAACAGAAAGCGAAGAUCGAGGUUAACGAGGAUGGGUCGGUGGCCGCAUCGGCCACCGUUGCCUUCUCGUUCCGAUCUUCCCGCCCGGCCGAUCCGGCCAUGUUCCACUGCAACCAUCCGUUCGUUUUCAUCAUCUACGAUUACGGCACCCGGUCCGUGCUGUUUAACGGGGUGUAUCGUCAGCCGGAGUAAUGCUCCGCUAGCGCAUGGGGAGCGUGCAUUCCAAGUGACCUAUUUCUAAGGGAAAAGACUACGUUUUUUGUUUAGAUCUAUUUAUUUUAACGUCUCGUACAACGGUGCCGAAGGCGGAGAGCAGGCUAGCGGACCAACACAUAGCUCAGCAAAGUGAUCAAGCCGUUGAACUGGGAUCAGUUUUUUUAUGAGACUCCAGUUCGCUUAUUUAGUGUCGCCUUUUCAUACUUAACGAUACGGGAUGAUGUUUGUUAAGGAAUAAAAAAUAUAAAACAAAACAGAUUUUUAUGGUUAAA